This is a messenger RNA of Alosa alosa (allis shad), 2440 nucleotides long. It is a transcript of the gene m6pr, whose product is annotated as mannose-6-phosphate receptor (cation dependent). Gene Ontology annotation, molecular function: protein domain specific binding. The record is from RefSeq and is a predicted model, not a curated record. Gene Ontology annotation, biological process: protein targeting to lysosome. NCBI's taxonomy places the organism in Eukaryota, Metazoa, Chordata, Actinopteri, Clupeiformes, Clupeidae. Gene Ontology annotation, cellular component: endosome; trans-Golgi network; Golgi apparatus. The coding region runs from base 367 to 1167 and encodes 266 amino acids. The transcript is spliced from 7 exons.
ACAUCAGAGCCCGUUGGUCACAUGCGCCACAGAUGCUCUCAGUUGUUUAGUUUCAUUUCCGCAUUUGGGGAAUGACAAAGUAUUGGCCGUUCGCGGUACUGUUCUGAGAUAUAUUGAGAGCCAGUUGAAAUUUAAAUCAACCCGGGUUGAAAAUAGAUCUUAGUAAUAUCGUGUUUUUAUCUUGAGCAUUCUUUCGACGAUUUUAGCAUGACUAAUCAUAACUCCUAAUACUGUGGGCUGAUCCCGUACGAAGGAAAACUGGAAGUGUGUGACGUUAACCUCUCAUUGUAGCAACCUUUCCCUCUACAAUCUUCUUGAUAGUAGGCCUAUCUUCUUCACUACGGUGCAACAAAAUAAUUCAGAAACAUGUCCCUGGUCGUGGCGAUCACAUUUCAGUUGAUGUUAUUGAUGGUUGGUGGGCGAGCGGACAGUAAUACGAAGAACUGCAAGCUGGGCACGGGCGCGGAUGAGCGUGCCGCUCUUAACCUUCUUGAGCCUCUCACAAAUAAAACGUAUACUGGUAUACACAACAUUCGCAAUGAAAGCUACACCUACCAGUUCCAGGUGUGUGGAGAUGUAGGUGGGGUGAAAGGUGGUGGAGUUGUUCAGAUUGAUGCCAAAGGGAAAAAAGUUUUGAUUGGUUCCUACAAUGCCACACAGGCCAUUUCAGGAAGUGACUGGGUGCUGCUCAUCUAUGGACUUGGGGAGAAGUACGACCAGCACUGCUCAAAUGAGCAAAGGAGAGCCUUGAUUAUGAUCUCCUGCGACCCAAAUGUUGUUGCGAGCUCCCUGAAGGUGGUGGUAGAGAACAGGGAUCGAUCGGAAGACUGCUUCUACCUGUUUGAGAUGGACUCCAGUGCUGUGUGUCCCGUGGGGCCAUCCAAGCUCAGUGCGGGCUCUGUGCUGCUCAUUAUAGCGGUCUGCUGUUUGGCGGUGUAUCUGAUUGGAGGAUUCCUCUACAUGCGAUUGGUUGUUGGGGCCAAAGGGGUGGAGCAGUUCCCACACUAUGCCUUCUGGUCUGAAAUUGGCAACCUUUCAGCGGAUGGCUGUGAUUUUGUUUGCCGUUCCCGUGGCAACCGUCAGGACCCACCCACACACACGGGUGUGGCAACAGAGCCUCUGGGGGAGGAGCCGGAUGAGAGGGAUGAUCACCUGCUCCCCAUGUGACCGCGUGCUAUGGAAUGCAUGUGGAACGGCAAUGCUUUGCUGUGACGGCUGUUUUGAUUUUGAUACCGAAAAAACACAACAGGACUGGCUAGACCGGGUCUCCGAGGGCUAGUAUCGCUGAGUGGCUCUCCUUCCUGCUCUGCUGUACGUGUGUUUCCUCAUAAGUUGGCCAUGGCACUAGUUUGUAUCAUUUUUCCAAAUACGUGUGUGCAUUGUUGCAGCCCUAAACCUGAUCUCCACCCUGUCACAUGACCUCUGCCUUGAAGGGAUUUGUUACAGGAAGUGAAAGUCCUCGUCCUAGCCAGGUUUUACUCAUCAAAGUAAGAGUUGGAGGUUCUGUCAAGCGAACACUCUGAUUAGAUUUGUUCUAAUCAUAAUAUCCUCAUUGAUCAUUAUAUCAGUUUUAAUAAGACAAACAUUCUAUGCAUCCACAUUACGCAGAUACACACAUUUGCUGAUAGCUGACACUUUGAGAGCAAAGUAACGAGAAAAUGCACUGAUGAAGAGAAGCACUUACGUGAGCACUUGAUGCCGUUUCAGGGAGUGUGAUAUAGCAGACAGGGCUCUGACCAAAAACAUUUUUUUUGUUCUUUAUUUUACAACCUAUUACAUUUGUUUUGGUUUGAACAGCUUUGAAUAUUGUGUAACUUAAAUAAAUCCAUUCUUGUUUUUGUCUGCAAGUUGAUAAUUAUAAUUGAAAACAAAGCUGCAGUGUUUCAGUUCAAUGUUCACAACAUAGUUGCAGGCUAGCAGAUUCUAGACAUGUUUUUUAAAUACUCAAAUUUGUCCUAUACAUUUUCUACAGGAUUUAGUUUGCACCAAUUAUAUCCUCAAAACCCCACAAUAAUGGAAAUUAAUACAUGUAUCCCUUCAUGUGAUUUUGUUAACUUCAACCGUUUUCAUACUUUCUGGUAAAAAUAUAGUUCUUGGCAUAAUAAAAAGGACAUUUUAGGAUGUUCUCAAACAUAAGAGAUAUGGGCUAAAAACAAUGUUUCUGGUGUGCCCAUAUGUCUUAAUGCCCCGGGAUGGCCCUUCUGCAGUGAAGCACAAUCACUACUGGAUCAUAUGUCAUGUGGAUGAACACGGGCUUCCAGGUUUGAGACUCUGUUCUGUGCUCUAGGUCUGAAUCCAAUCCUGAAUUUGAACUGACAGCUUGCAGUUUUUGUGUGCUCAUGAUUCCUGCAGAGAAAAUGUGUGUGCUGUUUUUUUUUUUUGCUUUUGCAUUAAAAUGAGGUCAUGUGAAUAAAGUGUGUUUGGAUACAAUGUCAAGCAA